Molecule: messenger RNA, 585 nt
Organism: Durusdinium trenchii
Lineage: Eukaryota; Dinophyceae; Suessiales; Symbiodiniaceae
Source: the annotation of a GenBank genome assembly
AUGGAUCGGGUUGCACAACUGGAAGCCACUGUGGCAAGACUGGAGAAGGAGAACCGCCAGGUCCUACAGCGCUUGGAGCUCCUGCAGGAUGAGCUGAGAGGCGGACGCGGAGGCAGCCCGCGUCGGACGGCCUUGGGCCCGGUGGCAGGGCAAGCGCGAACACAGGAGAGUUUGGAAUCCUCGUCCUCAACUGAGAGCGAGGAGGAUUUGGUGGUGCAAAAGUCCAACACGGAGCAUCCGGUGGACACCAAGGAAGGCUACGUCUUUGCGGAGAACUGCUGGGAUGCGGUGAUCUGUUUUGGGCAUCCGUCCAUCGGUUGGGGCUCCUCCAUGAUACUCCUCUUCCUGCUGGCCUUCACAGUCUUCUUGCAGCUGGUGUUCUGCUACAUGGUCUACACCAGCUUCACCGAGAACCCUUUCGAGACUGGUGCCGUCACCGCCCUGCGUUAUUGGCGCAUCGACAUUGCACACCAGGCGAGUCAGACCUCCCGCAACUCGAUGGCUUCCUUGGCCGCCCGCACGUGCGAGUUCGACAAGUCCCUGGCCAGCUCCUUCAGCGAGAAGGACAAAGCUGAUGACCGCUGA